AUGGCAAGAAGGAGCUAUAAAACAGUUUUGCUGGGCGACGCCUCAGUAGGAAAGUCUAGCUUUGCAGUGAGACUUACGAAGGGGGAGUUUUCGGACAACACAAAUUCGACAAUCGGUGCCGCCUUUUUUACGUACACGGUACAUUGUGACUCUAUGGCCGGCCAUAGUAAAAUACAGGACGGAGAUCAGACAAAGUUACUCGAAAACUCUCAACAAUCGCAGCCAGAUUCUGGAAGAAGACACAGGGGCCUAGAAGCAAAUUUCUAUCGUAGUGGCGUCGAUGCCUCCUCCUCCUACGCCCCCCCGGGCAAUCACGUGUAUGGCAGUAGUUAUGAGGAAAACAUAACUAUCAAGUUUGACAUUUGGGAUACGGCGGGGCAGGAAAGGUUUAAAAGCAUAGCGCCGAUAUAUUACAGAAGGGCAGCCUGCGCAAUUGUGAUUCUGGACAUCUCGUCACCGCCCACACUGCAGCACGCAGCAUUCUGGGUUAACCAAAUAAGGGUCGCCAACAGCAAUGAAACCAUAAUAGUCCUGGUGGCAAAUAAAAUUGAUCUCCUAGGGUCCACGCCGGAGACUGUGCAGACGCUGGCUAACGCCAAGGCGUACGCGAAGGAGCACUCGAUCUUCUUUGUGGAAACAAGCGCCAAAACGGGUCAGAACAUAACGUAUGUAUUUGAGUUGCUAUCCCAGGAGAUAUCCAAGGACCCCUACAGAUGGGAUAAAAAUACAGCAGUAAGCCAGAAGGCAAGUUCAAAGGCACUAAACAUAGACCCGAAUAGUUCAACGAAAGCAAGCAAAUCGUGUUGUAGGUACUUAUAA
Messenger RNA from Theileria orientalis strain Shintoku, 819 nucleotides. Its product is annotated as small GTPase. The record is from RefSeq and is a predicted model, not a curated record. Lineage: Eukaryota; Apicomplexa; Aconoidasida; Piroplasmida; Theileriidae. Gene Ontology annotation, molecular function: GTP binding; GTPase activity. The transcript has a single exon. The coding region runs from base 1 to 819 and encodes 272 amino acids.